Molecule: messenger RNA, 675 nt
Organism: Phycomyces blakesleeanus NRRL 1555(-)
Lineage: Eukaryota; Fungi; Mucoromycota; Mucoromycetes; Mucorales; Phycomycetaceae
Exons: 5
Coding region: 1-675 (224 amino acids)
Source: RefSeq, a predicted model, not a curated record
AUGAUUGUGGUAUUUCAGUUUCUUAAGGCUUUCUUCCUUUACUAUAUUUGGUUAUUAGAGUGUAUUUACUGCUUAACUAGUGUCGGUGUUACAAUUAUGACAUCAAGUCCUAAAUCAGCUUUAGGACUUCCUACUAAAUUAGCUCCAUAUCGAUCUGACACAGUUUACCCGGCAAAUGCUUUAGUCAACUCAUCUACAGAAGAAAUAAAACUGCUUGCUUUGGAUGUUGUAGUAAAAUGGAAUAAAUGUAGAAAACUUCGUGUAAGAGAACUGAUGUAUGAAAAGACAAGAAAAUGUCACCAAGCAAGAUUUUAUAUAUCAGACAAAAAUGUUUGUCUUGCUCAGAAAGACACUAAGCUUUGUUAUUGCGAAGCCACUAUUUUCAUCAAGCAAUACGUCAACAACCCUGAAGUAGUUUUAAUUUGUAUGACUAAAGAUCAUACCAACUAUGUUUCUGGUGACGCUUCAGAAAUUAGAACAUUGCUUUUACCUUCUGAGGCCAUCAAAAUUAUUGAAGAUCAGUUAAAAGGGGGCAGAACCUGUAGAAAUACUAGAGUUUCAGUUUUGAAACAAAUUGAAGAGUGGGGUAUAGACAUUAGAAAGUCUAAUUAUAAAGACAUCUAUAACAAAAUGAGAAAGAUGUGUGAAGAAUACUAUAAGAUAGAAGUUAUUUAA